GUUAAAGGACACGUUCACAAUUUUUCAAGUGUGUCUUAAAACAGCAGUCAGAUGUCCAUAUGAACACUGAAAGAGGUUUUUCUUCGCUGUUAUCAUUCCUCCUGUUCAUACUGGCUGUAAAGAUCCCCUUCAUAAUCCUCAGUGUGUCCACCAGGGGCGGCUGUGGCAUAAACUACAUUGAAGGUGAACACUCUACUAUGAGUGUGUCUGAGGAGACAGAGGACGGGGUCUUUACCUCUAAAGCCGAUCUGUCUGGGCAAUAUGACAGCCAGACUGAAGCUAUGGGCCCAGUGAAGCAGAAGAGACCAGACUCAUCUGUACCCAGCUGUGUGUCCAUGACAAGCGACCAGUCUAAACGUGAACCCAUUGAGUUCAAGCAGGGAGCGCAGAUUGUGGAGCCAAGCCAAGUGAGUCAGAAGACACCAGACUCACCUGUACCAAGCUGUGUGUCCAUGAAAAGUGACCAGUCUAAACGUGAACCCAUUGAGUUCAAGGAUGGAGGGCAGAUUGUAGAGCCAAGCCCAGUGAAGCAGGACAGACCAGACUCACCUGUACCAAGCUGUCUCUCCAUGAAAAGUGACAAGUCUAGACAUGAACCCAUUGAAUUCAAGGAGAGAGGACAAAUUGCUGAGCCAAAACAUCACCGAAAGAGGUCCGAAGUUCUCAGUGGUCGGCCUGCCUGGAAGCAUCAAACAAACUUGGACUCAAUAUUCAUGCUGCUUGAAGAGAACAUCAUGACUUUUGUGAAGAAUGAGCUGAAGAAGUUCAAGAAAGUUCUGAGUCCAGAAUGCUCAGAGAGGUUGAGAGGAGGUGAUGAAGUCAUGGGUGGUGAAGAAGAAGAGCAGAGCAGCAGCAAAAGAGAAGCCUUUCUGAAGAUCGUUCUGCAUUUCCUGAGGAAAAUAAAGCAGGAGCAGCUGGCUGACUCUCUGCAGAGCAAAACUCUGACUGUGGUUUGCCAACAUAAACUAAAGUCUAACCUGAAGAAGAAGUUUCAGUGUUUGUUUGAAGGGACUGCCAACGCAGGAAACCCAACAUUUCUGAAGCAGGUCUACACAGAGCUCUACAUCACAGAGGGAGGAAGUAGAGAAAUCAAUGAUCAACAUGAAGUCAGACAGAUAGAAGCAGCAUCACGAAAACCAUUAAAUUCAGAAACAACAAUCAGAUGUGAGGAUAUGUUUAAACCUGUACCUGGAAGAGAUGAACCAGUCAGAACCGUGAUGACAAAGGGAGUGGCUGGCAUUGGGAAAACAGUCUUAACACAGAAGUUCAUCCUGGACUGGGCUGAAGACAAAGCCAACCACAAUAUACAGUUUAUCUUUCCAUUCACUUUCCGAGAGCUGAAUUUACUGAAAGAGAAAAGCUUCAGCUUGGUGGAACUUCUGCAUCACCUCUUUACUGAAACCAAAGAAGCAGGAAUCUGCAGGUUUGAAGAUUUCCAGGUUGUGUUCAUCUUUGACGGUCUGGAUGAGUGUCGACUUCCUCUGGACUUCCACAACAAUGAGAUUGUGACUGAUGUUACAGAGUCCACCUCAGUGGAUGUCUUGCUGACAAACCUCAUCAGGGGAAAACUGCUUCCCACUGCUCACCUGUGGAUAACCACACGACCUGCAGCAGCCAGUCAGAUCCCUCCUGAGUGUGUUGGCGUGGUGACAGAGGUGAGAGGAUUCACUGAUCCGCAGAAGGAGGGGUACUUCAGGAAGAGAUUCAGAGAUGAGGAGCAGGCCAGCAGCAUCAUCUCCCACAUUGAGACAUCACGAAGCCUCCACAUCAUGUGCCACAUCCCAGUCUUCUGCUGGGUCAUUGCUACAGUUCUGGAGGAUAUGCUUAAAAUCACAGAGAGAGCAGAGCUGCCCAAGACCCUGACUGAGAUGUACAUCCACUUCCUGGUGGUUCAGACCAAACAGGGAAAUGUAAAGUAUCACAGCAGAGCUGCAACAUAUUCAGUCUGGAACAAAAAGACCAAGAAGAUGAUUCUUGCUCUGGGAAAACUGGCUUUUGUCCAGCUGGAGAAAGGAAACCUGAUCUUCUAUGAAGAAGACCUUAAAGAGUGUGGUGUUGACAUAAAAACCGCUUCAGUCUACUCAGGACUACUGACACAGUUCUUCAAAGAUGAGCGUGGGCUGAGCCAGGACAAGGUAUUUUGCUUUGUCCAUCUGAGUGUUCAGGAGUUUCUGGCAGCACUCUAUGUCUUUCAGACAUUCAUCGAUACUGGUGUCGAUCUACUGAAAAGAAGCUUGGCCUCUAAAUGUAAACAUCUCUAUCAGAGUGCUGUUGACAAGGCUCUACAGAGUCCAAAUGGACACCUAGACCUGUUUGUCCGCUUCCUCCUGGGCCUUUCAAUGGAGACCAAUCAGAUUCUCCUACUAGGCCUGCUGAAAAAGACAGAAAAUAAACCACAGGUCAAAGAGAUGCUUGUGCAAUACAUCAAGAGGAAGAUAAAGGACAGUCCCUCUCCAGAGAGAAGCAUCAAUCUUUUCCAUUGUCUGAAUGAGCUGAAUGACCAUUCUUUGGUAGAGGAGAUCCAACAGUACCUGAGAUCAGGAAAUCUCCCUGAUAACAAACUCUCUCCUUCUCAGUGGUCAGCACUCGUCUUCAUCUUACUGUCAUCACAAAAAGAUCUAGACGUGUUUGACCUGAGGAAAUUCUCUGCUUCAGAGGAGGGUCUUCUGAGGCUGCUGCCAGUGGUCAAAGCCUCCAAAACAUCUCUGCUGAGUGGCUGUAAGCUUACAUGGAGAAGCUGUGAAGCUUUGGCCUCAGUUUUCACCUCCAAGAACUCUAAUCUGAGAGAGGUGGAUCUGAGCAACAAUGACCUGAAGGAUACAGGAGUAAAGCUGCUCUCGGCUGGACUUGGAAGUCCAUGCUGUACAUUAAAGAUUCUCAGGUUGUCAGGCUGUCUGGUCACAAAGGAAGGCUGUGCUUCUCUGGCUGUAGCUCUGAGCUUCAACCCUUCCCAUUUGAGAGAGCUGGAGCUAAGUUUCAAUCACCCAGGAGACACAGGAGUGAAGCUGCUGUCUGCUGGACUCAAGGACCCACACUGGAAACUGGACACUCUCAACUUUGACAAUCAUGGAGAGUGUCGGUUGAAACCAUCUCCAUUUAGGUAUGCUUGUGAGGUUUCACUGGACCCAAACACAGCCCACAGAAAUCUCAUUCUGUCUGAAGACAACAAAGCAGUGAUGGUGGGAAAAGAGAAGCAGCCAUAUCCUGAUCAUCCAGAGAGAUUUGAUGAGUGGAAACAGCUCCUGUGUAGUGAUGGUCUGAAUGGAUGCUGUUACUGGGAGGUACGGUGGAGAGGAAGGGUUAAUAUCGGAGUGACAUACCGAGGAAUCAAGAGGAGAGGAGACAGUGAUGCCUGCUGUUUUGGAUGGAAUGAUCAGUCCUGGAGUCUGUUCUGCUCUGACAAGGGUUACAGUGCCUGGCACAAUUACACAGCAACAGACAUAUCUACAUCCCCGCCCUAUGACUCUAACAGAGUCGCAGUUUAUCUGGACUGGCCUGCAGGCACUCUGUCCUUCUACAGUCUCCCUUCCACAGUCUCUUCUAUCAAACACAUCCACCUCCACACCUUCCACUCCACAUUCACCGAACCCCUCUACCCUGCAUUUGGGUUUGAACGAACGCUGGAGUUUGGGUCUGACUGUAAAUUGUUACCAUCGUCUGUUUAUCUGUCACCAAUCUAAGAAUCAAUGUAGCCUCCCAUGUACAACAGUGGGUUUGCUAAUAUAUGUAUAACAAGAUUUAUUUCCCUUUUUUCAUCUUCUGUACAUUUUUAAUGAUGUUUCACCACAAAAAAUGGGCUUACUUUUUUAAUGUAUCAAAAUGUAAGAAAUAAGCCAUUAAUUACCUUAUUAAAAACUGUUAUAUAUGCAGUUAUGCGACAGCUAAGAUGAUGACAGUGAGGGUCAGUCUAUGGUGGAUAACAACUGAUUUGUACAUGUUGUGUUUACAGUUGUUCCAAACAGCUAUACUUUAGCUGAUAUUGUCUCAUUAAUAUGCAUUUAAAUAUACCCAUAGUAUCAAAAAAUCUUUAUGCAGGCUGUUGUAUGGACUGUGGCACUGAAGCAUCUGUCAGAGCAAGUGAGGUGAAAGAUUUAUCUCUGUAAUAGAGUGCAGAGAAAUUCUGACACACAUCAGCUCUCAACAUGGACUAGGAACGAUAUACCUCACCCUGACAAAAGAACUGCAGACUGUACAGUUAAAGCUGCUUGGUGUCAGGCUUUCAGUGAAAAGAGGAAGCUAGCUGCCCCACAGCGAAUGCAUGUGCAAAGAAAAACUAAUGUGGCAAUGAGUAAGCUCAAGAGGCAUCUCGAAACAAAACACCACUGUGGCAAAGAGAUUGAAUACUAAAGGUUUGUUCGGACGAAAGCGAAGCAAAUUUUUGCCUUGUGUCAUUUAUGCAACUUUAUCUGGACUGUAUCAGCCAACGUGCCAACUGUACAUUAGCUAGCAAUGGACACACUAACCGUAUCUGUGGGAGUGUGUCUGUGCAUUUGUGUGGCAGCUGAGACUCAAAAGGAACUCCAGUUCUUCAUGUUUUUUUUCCUCUAGCCUUUCCCCUUUGUCCUCUUGUCUCUGUAUGUUUAUGAAGCAGAUUCAUAACAGUUACAGACAAAGUCUUAGCUCAAUCUGAAACAUUUUCAACUUGUAUGGUCUUUGCAAAUGUACAAUGUAAGCCAAUUUUACAUUUACAUUUUUUUUUUUCUCAGCUGACCCCAGGGGGGCUCUGUAAAAUAUAGACCUGGAAAUGUGCAUUGUAUGUCUCCUUUAAAAUGACGCAUUGCUGUGAGUUGUUUGGACUAGAAUUAAUAUAUGGAAUAAUAUAUUUCUCUUUGAACCACCACUGUAUAUGUGUGUGUUGUCCUUGAACAGUAAUGUGCUAAUUAAUAUAACAUACAGUCAAAUCUAACAACAUUGGGUUUUAUUGGGAUAUGGGCACAUUCUCCAAUUUAUAUCUGGAAAUCACAAAAUUAUUUAGCUGUAGUAUCUCAAACAAAAACUCCUGACAACUGGUCAUUAAUUCAUUGUUAAUGCACUAGUUCCAAAAAGCAUCACCUACAUCAACAAAUCUUCAAUUAAGUCUUAAGUCUUGUUGAUGUUCUGCUCUUCGUCUCCAUUGUUGUUGUUGUUUUCAUGACAGUUGCAGAUAUUUACUUUACUGUGUCCAGAAUCACAUAUAAAGGUGAUCUAACUUCUUUUUUAGUUGUGAUUUUCCUUUAACUAAAGUGCUUUAUACUGUUUUGGCCAGUAGAGAGCAGGAUAUGCUCAUUUUUGCUAUAAUAUUUUGAGGGCAUCAACAAAGCUGUUGUUUCACAGGGAAUAUGUUAAAUUAACUCAGGUCAUCUAAAGAAAUAAAGAAUAAAGUAUAGGACAAUUUUACCAACUUCAAAUUUAGUAUCUUCCUGUUAUAACAACAGAUUUUUGUUCACAUCAGAACGAGACA
Molecule: messenger RNA, 5440 nt
Organism: Thunnus maccoyii (southern bluefin tuna)
Lineage: Eukaryota; Metazoa; Chordata; Actinopteri; Scombriformes; Scombridae
Product: protein NLRC3-like
Exons: 12
Coding region: 60-3680 (1206 amino acids)
Molecular function (GO): protein binding
Source: RefSeq, a predicted model, not a curated record